AAGCAAUCAUCAGCAGCAAGCCUGUGAAUGACCAAACUUUGGCUGUUUUUAGUUAUCAAAACAUCAAUCAAUGACCUAUUGAUGUAACCUAAAAUUCUGUUUGUAUCAAACUCUGAGUUCAUUAAAUAAUAAUGUUCUUCUGUCAGUGAGGGAGAUAAAACAGACUAUGAGCAAAACUCACUAUAUGUUCACAUUAAAAAUAUAUAUAUGCGUAAAUUAGUGUAUGGAUAAUUCUGUCAUGAUAUUUUUACUAGCUCAACAAUGGAAAUUCAUUCUAAGAAUCUGACUACUCAAAAAAAUGAUACUGAAUGUUCAAUAUAUUGUCAUACAUUGAAAACUAGUUCACAAAUGAAAGAAAAACACUUCAAUCAAGCCUAUACUACAAUAAAUCUGAAUGAUGCAAAUUUAGAUUUAAGCUUUGAUUUAACUCAUUCAAAAUGCCUUAAUGAAACAAUUUCAAAUUCAUAUUUCAAUAAUAUGAAUCAAUUAUUUGCUCAAAUUAUUAAUCCACAAUUUCGUAAAAAUGCUCUCAUUAACAUUUGUAAAUCUAUUGAAGAGAAUACACUAGAUAUAGGAGGUCUUAUUGAUUCACGUCCAGGUAUUAUGGCUGCAUUAAUUCUGGAAAUUGUACAACGUUAUCCAAUUGAUAAAAGUAGACCACUUUCAUCAGAAUCAUAUGAAAUUAUAUGUUCAAUCAUUGUAAUAUUUCAACACAUUAUACUCAAUAGUAAAUUUCGUCGUAAUUUUGUUAGUACAGGUGUACUAGCAUAUUUAUUGCCUUAUUUUAACAUUGAAAGUCAAACACGCAACAGUGAACAUUUACGUGUUAGUCUAUUAGGUUUAUAUGCUACAAUGGCAAGUAAACUGUCAGUUGAUGAUAUGGAAAGUAUUCUUUUCCCUGAAUCGAAUGCAUAUUUCAAUGAGGAAACAGAGAAUGAAGGAAGACUAGACAAGAUCGAUAACGAGGCGAAUUUUAAUCAGUAUAACAUUUGUGCUUUAAACGAUCUAUUCACACAAACCUUGAAAGCAUUAAUUCAGUGUACUACUGAAGUUGGCAAAAAUAUGGCACUUAUUUUAUUAGCUCGUUUAUUAAAUUCUAAACAUCAAAGAACUCGUCUCUAUCAUAAUCACAGCUUAUUCAAUUGGUUAAUUUCAUGUCUUACACAAGUGACUGGAUAUAUGGUUAAACGAUUCACUGUUGACAUACAACAACAAUUUGUGCAUGAAACUCACUUGUGCGAGAAAUAUGCUCGUGCAACUUUGAUGAAAGCUAAACGAUUAUUACAAGUCACAAUGGAAUGUUUUAAUCAAUUAAUUAUUGAUCUCAGACUACGUAAUCGACUACGUGAUAGUCUACCAAUUGAAUUACGUUCAAAUAUAUUUUCUGUCAUUUUAUUACAUGAUCAAGAUGUUCAAUUAUGGCUUGAAAAAAUUUGGUUUCAAUUGGGAUGGAACAAAAUGAAUUAGGAGUGUGCAUUACAGACUUAUAAUAUAAUAUUUUUAUUUCGUAGUUUAUUGUUUCAAUAAUAAAUGGAACAUAUUUUUCAUUUGAAUACAAA
Molecule: messenger RNA, 1559 nt
Organism: Schistosoma turkestanicum
Lineage: Eukaryota; Metazoa; Platyhelminthes; Trematoda; Strigeidida; Schistosomatidae
Source: the annotation of a GenBank genome assembly